Messenger RNA from Drosophila suzukii, 1017 nucleotides. It is a transcript of the gene Mst98Cb, whose product is annotated as Male-specific RNA 98Cb. Lineage: Eukaryota; Metazoa; Arthropoda; Insecta; Diptera; Drosophilidae. The record is from RefSeq and is a predicted model, not a curated record.
GUUUCGCUUCGAUACACUUCCAAAUUUCUGUGGUAAAAUUUUACAAAAAAAAUUAAUUACAAAAUUUAUUUUUUCAGAUCUAAUUUCGGUUAAACCUUGUAAAAUCCAACCAUGUGCUCUCCGUGCGGUCCCUGCAGUCCCUGUGAUCCUUGCUGCGGUCCUUUCGAGUGCUCGCCCAAGUGCUACAAUGCAGCUCAGCUGGAGGCGCUGCCACAAUGUGCUCCUCGUAUUCCGCCGCCGUUUCCCAAAUGUAUCACCGUCCAACAGCCGCCGCGAAUGAUCUGCAAGAAGCGAGUGGUCUUUACGGAGAAGAUAGUGCCGGAACCGAUGGUUGUGAAUAGAUGUCGACAGAUCACAAUACCAAAGGUGGUGGAUGCCACGAGGGUCAUCAAGGUGCCCAAGCUGAUAUGGGUGUCGCAGAUGGUGCGGGAACCCAGAGUCAUCUACUAUCCGUCUAUGAUCCCCGAUCCCUAUGUGGUGUGCUAUCCCAAGCGGGUGUGCGAACCCCGUGAGGUGUGUCAGUCGAUCCUGUGCCAGCCGAAGCCGCAGACCAUCGAUAUUCCCCCAAGGGAGUACUGUUGCUAUCCCAAUGGACCCAUCAACUACAAACCCAGUGCCGCCUCACCCUGCCCCAUUGGACCCUGUGCUCCUGGAGGACCCUGCUGCCCGCUGCCCUGCUUUUCCACCUGUCAAUACCCAGUCGCUGAGGGCAGAUGCGGACCUUGUGGACCCUGUGGACCCGGAUGCGGACCUUGCGGACCAGGAUGCGGUCCCUGCGGACCUUGUGGACCAUUUGGUCCAGGCUGUGGUCCUUGUGGACCGUGUGGACCCUGUGGACCUGGACCUUGUGGCUUCGGCCCUUGUGGUCCUUGCUAGGCGAGGAAGCAAUUGGAUAAAUUCUCAACGUCUACCAAAGAAAUCCCGUGAUGCACCUACGUUUUGGAAGUCCGUAUCCGAACUCAAAUAUAUUCCAGUCCAAAAUAGACUUUGCAAGUUUCGUAUAUUAAAGAAAUGCGU